CAAAGGAAAGCAAAGCAUUCCCAACAAAAACAAACACUACCAGACUAGUUUCCUUUCCAAACCCAAAAGCAGCAGCCUCACACAUAGCCAGAACCCGAAGCCUACCAAUCCCAAAUCUGACUCUAUUUUCUCCAGAAGAUUAGAAAAAAUGGAAUUAGGAUCAUCAUCGUCGUCUUCUCGUUCUAACGACUCGGUGUUUCUGAGCUUUUGCGUUGAAGACAGUGGAAAAGGCUUUGCAAGUCAUCUGAAACAUUAUCUUUCAAGGAAAGGAUUUGAUACAGCAUCGAUUGAGGAUUCAAAGUGUUGCAUCGUCAUUUUCUCACCCAAUUAUGCUUCUUCAACCUCUCGCCUGGACCAAAUCAUCCGGAUUCUUGAGUACAAAGAGAAGAAGGGGCUGACUGUGAUACCAGUUUUUUAUAAGGUUGAUCCCACUGAUGUACGGAAAGUCAAUGGAACGUUUGGAGAGGCUUUUGCUCAACAUGGAGAAGAUCGUAGGGCGCAAAGCUGGAGGGACGCCCUCAAGGACAUUACCAGUAUAGCUGGUUUUCAUUUCCACAACAGAGAUGAAGCAGAGUUGAUAGGGAAGAUUGCGGCCGCAGUUUCAAGUAAAUUGAUGAGUAAUUCUACUGCUGCUGCAUCGUUCAACUUCAACAACAUCUACCGGGGUAUUUUCGGAAUAAACUCCACAAGACUCAACUCUUAUUGUGCGUCCACUCUACGUGGCCCUACACACUUUUUUUAUACUUUUUUUUUUUGGCAAUUUUUGUAAGAGAGGCCCACAGCACCAUUGAUGACCUUGACUUGCAUUCUCUAAUAUAAUAUAAAUAAAAUACUGAUGUGGAUGAUCAUAUAUUUAUUUAUUAUAAAUUAAAGGCUCCACUUUUCAUGAA
Messenger RNA from Humulus lupulus (European hop), 890 nucleotides. Its product is annotated as putative disease resistance protein At4g11170. NCBI's taxonomy places the organism in Eukaryota, Viridiplantae, Streptophyta, Magnoliopsida, Rosales, Cannabaceae. Gene Ontology annotation, biological process: signal transduction. The record is from RefSeq and is a predicted model, not a curated record. The transcript is spliced from 2 exons. The coding region runs from base 149 to 769 and encodes 206 amino acids.